AUGGACAUGGCUUCAAUGACUACUUCUCGCUCAAGGACCAGCUUCAUGGACCUGCCUGGUGAGCUACGGAACAUUGUCUACCUGCACAGCAAGAACGAAGGCAUCGUAGACAUGGGACGUCCCCAAGGCAGCCACCCUGGCCCACGGAUCGAUCGCAACCGCCAUCAAUUCUUAGGCCUUACUCAGGUCUCGAGGACGCUUCGAAGCGAGUUUGGGGCUUUGUACCGCGAACAACUUCAACUCCGGGUGGACGCACGACACAUCCACGAAUACCUCGCAAUGGUCAUCCAGGCAUACAGCCGAGUGGAGGGAGGCGUUAAGACUCGUAUAUGCCCAAUCUUUGCCAAUAUCAUUCUUGAUCUUGGCCCCAGAGUCAAUGAUCGAAACGAAUACUAUCUGGAUAUCCUCCCGCUGCUGCAGAUACGCUCCAAGAAACCAUCCUUCAUAUGCGAGUUCGAAUUCUCCACAGAGGUUGACAUUACUCACGUUCCAACCGACCCUAGUCAACCCUGCAGCCAGUUUGUAUCAGAGGUGUACGGCUCGUUGCUUGUACAAGAUCUAAACAAUAUUCUCAGUGGGCCAAACACAUUAGCAACGGUCCGACCCGGAAACAAUAACGUGGAUGCCGCUAUCCUUUAUCUCAAAACCCUGGGUGUGCGAGACGGCAGAUUCACUGGGGGCCCUUAUCCAGUAGUCUCAACGCCAUUUCUCGACCUCUGGCUUACGGCAGACCCUCCGUGGGGCUCUAAGCGCGACUCUAUAAUUCGCUCGGUGGGCCUCGAAUCGAUGGAUUUUCUCGAGAAUGCUGGCAUGGCCUAUGUCCGUAUACUGGACGUCCGGACGAAUUGCUGCAAGCCGGAGGAUUGGUAUGGAUGGCUGCAUCCUGGAGCGCCCAGAUGA
Messenger RNA from Alternaria ventricosa, 900 nucleotides. RefSeq lists its product as uncharacterized. Bases 1 to 900 code for a protein of 299 amino acids. The record is from RefSeq and is a predicted model, not a curated record. NCBI's taxonomy places the organism in Eukaryota, Fungi, Ascomycota, Dothideomycetes, Pleosporales, Pleosporaceae. The transcript is spliced from 2 exons.